UCGUGGACUGGGAUUGGGGACCCCUGUUUUAAAUCCUCAAUGAACUGCUAGCAGCUCCUGAUUGUGUGAUUGGUGUUAUUUAAGAGCAACUUUGAGGAGGUGGAACAAACCAUUUGAAAUGCAGGGGGGGACUAUGGGGUCAAUAACUAACACCAAUGCAAAGAAACUCCAUUCUGCCCCAUGCUGUCACUGUCAUGGCACUGGAUCCGUGACCUAGUGUUCAUGUGUUUUGGGAUUUUUCUAACAUUCCUUUAUUUUGUGUCAUUCAUGGUUUUGGUUCUCGUAUUGUGUGGACUUGUGUUAUAUUUAUAGAUUCUAGGCUUUAGCUUUCUGUCACUGUGCUUUCGCUGUGUUGCACGUUUUUUCUUCGUCCUCGUCUCAGUAUUUGUCUUGCUCCCUGUUUUAUUUUGAUAGUCCUGCAUUAGUGCAUUCAGUUUGUUUCCUCCCUAUCUCGUUAUGUCAAAUUAGGUCCAGCUGUGUUUCCCUCCUGUUGCACAUUCCCUCAUUACAGCCUGCGUAUGUUUGUGUUAGGGUCCCUUUGUUCAUCAUCGUCGUCAGGUCGUCUGUUUGUCAUGCGUCAAGCUCAGAUGGUCCUGGUGCUAAAUAACAUGGGCAUAGCCACAGUGCUCAUACUGACCUGUAUGUGCGCCGUGCCACUGCAAGGUCAGAAGCCAGGUCAGGUGGACCCCCUGAAGGCCCAUCGGGGCAAUCCGCAAUGCUGGGAGGCGUCCUCGGCUCUGCUGCUGGAGAUGCGCUCUCCGAGGAUUGCUGACACAGUGCCUGCCUUCUGGGACCUCAUGGAGUCACUCAGGGCUUCAAACAACAGCAAACACACUGCACUGUUCUGGGACCUGGCCCAAGUCUUCUGGGACAUCUAUCUAAAUUGCAUUGUGUCCAGGAGUCAUGGGCUGGGCCGUCGACACAUAACUGCUGUCCAGUCCCUCAUUACUGACAAUGAUGGGGGAGACAACUGUGGUACAGACAACCAGAGCUUUGUUGUUGAGCAGGAGAAAACCACACAGGUAAUCGGAAGCUUCACAGUGGGGAUGCUGACUGUAAUAACAUCCACAGCGUCUGGAACCUGUUGGAUAGCAGCUCUGCUGUGUUGAAGUCUGUUUCACUGGGACUCUUCCUUCACACGAGGUGUCUUUUUCUACUUAAAGUUGUCAUACACCGACAGCACAGGGUGAAACUUAAAGGGAGAAAUGAACAUUAGAUUUCUACCCUGGAAAGAGCUGAGUAAGUGUCCUCUCACAGAGAACAGGUCACUAACAAUGAGGUGGUGGUGGUGCCAGCUGGGAUGGCAAGAAACCUGGGAAUCAUCCUGGGGGGAAGUGUCUUGGGUAGGGUUGCCAACUCCCUGAAAAAUAAAUAAGGGACACCUCAUGGCCAGGGCUGGGCGACCCGAUUGUCUUCACCUUUCCCAGUGUGGGGAAUUUUUUAGCUCUUGUUUUUGUGUGAAAUUAUUUUUUUAACCAUUUGACAAAGUGCAUCCCUUUUUCAGCUCAAUACUUUUGUUUCUAAAUACGGAACAAUCCCGUUUUUCAAGGGACGGUUGGCAACCCUAGUCUUAGGACAUAACAAUCGUUGCUAAUCCCGAUUAAUUUCUCCUUUAUAAAAAUCAACUGGAUUUAUCCUUUCCUAACCAUCUGGGCAUCUUUAUACCUUGUUGCAGCUCCUGCAUCUGACUGUAGCUGGGAUUCAACCUUUGCAAAGCUUUACACACCCAUUCCCUACUCGGUUCACUACAACGGCUCCCUGUGGCUGCCUGGUCUCUGCUUUCCUCUCUUUUUAGCUUUCUGGUCAGUCACAGGACCCCAUUAUCACUCUUCUCACUGCAGGCUUUUCUCUGUUGUUUCAUUUUAGCUGUUUAGUGAAGCGUCAAAUGUGGAGCCAAAGUGCCAUAGUUACUGCAUCUCUUGCACUGAAAGCUUUAAACCAAUGCUUUUUGACUUAAAUGUCUAUUUUUUUAAUGCAAUUGACUUUUGAUACAAGCAUCUACUGCCCCAUGAAUUUUGUAACAUGCUUAGCAUUUUUUCUGUCUUUUUUUCCCCCUUCCUUCAGAAUCCUUCAGAUUCAACCGCUCAGGAGCAAAGUCCCACGCGUGGCUCCAUGUGAGAGUGAGACGUAGAGGGCAAAUCAAGACCCUGAAGACAGAGCCAAAAUAAAACGCACAACUACUAGAAAAGAUUAAGGAUAAUUCAAAGUAGAUAGCUUUUUAUAAACAUUCUUUCCCAGAAGAAAAACUCGAUUUUUCUUAAAGUGACUUUUACUUAUAGGAUCUGGUUUAUGUAAACAUGAAUGGAGGUGAGACCUCGUUACUUUUAGGACACUGAGCUUUGUUAUCCAACACUUCAAAGCGAAAAAAAUUUGGCAACAUAAAAUUUUACCCCACAGCCUUUUAAUGACUACAGCUUGUUUUUAUCAAUCUCAAAUCAUGCCGCUAUGAUUAUGCAGUUUUAAUUUUUAAUUAUUAUUAAAAUUAUUAUUUUGAAUUAAGAUUUGAAUCUUGCCUGAUGUACUGUUCAUAUCAAGAGUUGUGAUUUUGUUAUAAUGUUUGGGCUGUCUUUUCAUCAGAAUAGUAGUGCCCGAUUGUUCAUUUUAGGCAGAAAUGCUUUUUCACUGCUGUGAGCUGUAAUUCCCUGAAUGUCAAAAUAAAUCAGUCAGCAAAUAAAACCUGGCUGUCAGACUCUAACUUCACAAGAAAUGCGAUUUGAUCUACAUUUAAGCAAAAUUUCCUCCAAACUCAAACUGCUCACUAAUUUGAUCUGAGGUUUUUCUGCCAGGUGAAAUGGAGGACAUGUAGAAUAAGCAGCUGGAACAUGGGAGUGAGAAUGUUUCUGCCAUUAGACAACUAGUUUGGGUUUGAAGAGAGCCACUGUUUUAGAGUUGUCUUAAGGACCAAGUAAACACAACUCAUCUGAAUCAUCGUAUGUCUGAGUCUUAUUAUGUGUAAUUGGAUUACUGGAGGCCUAAAUUGAGUAUGCCUGUAAAGUGCUUUGGGUGAGCUUCUGUAACAAAAAAUGGACUUCAAAACUACAUUUUUCCAGAGAAUUCAUUAGGAAAUGAACGAUGAAAGCAACACAGAUUUGUCUUUUAUGGGUAUAAAAGAAAUCCUGUUGGCAGACACAAGGCAGAGUUUGAUGUUUCAGUGAUCAUAAUAUUUUGAAAGU
This is a messenger RNA of Haplochromis burtoni (Burton's mouthbrooder), 3173 nucleotides long. RefSeq names its product family with sequence similarity 237 member A (gene fam237a). The transcript is spliced from 3 exons. The coding region runs from base 519 to 1109 and encodes 196 amino acids. The record is from RefSeq and is a predicted model, not a curated record. NCBI's taxonomy places the organism in Eukaryota, Metazoa, Chordata, Actinopteri, Cichliformes, Cichlidae.